AUGGUAAGUGGAACGGGCCCAGCACCGAAUCAGGCCGACACUGUAGCAUUCUGGCGCGGCCUGUGGUCCGAGCCCGUAAACCACAGCGAGGGCCCAUGUGCGAGUGCGAGUAUAACGCCCAUGGACCCCGUCAUUAUAAUACCGGAUGACGUAGCUGAGACGGUCCGUAGAGCCUCGAACUGGAAAAGCCUGGGACUCGACGGGCUGCAUCACUACUGGCUGGAGGGGUUCGUGGUGUGUCACACUGUGCUCGCCCGACAGUUUCAAGAGGCUCUCAACCAGAAGUCGCUCUCGAGCCUCUUCACUACUGGGAUCACCCAAAAGUUCCUAAAGACCCGGGUACCACAGACCCGAGCAAAUACCGCCCCAUCACGUGUCUACCGACCAUAUACAAGACACUAA
Molecule: messenger RNA, 402 nt
Organism: Parnassius apollo (apollo)
Lineage: Eukaryota; Metazoa; Arthropoda; Insecta; Lepidoptera; Papilionidae
Source: the annotation of a GenBank genome assembly